Messenger RNA from Phytomonas sp. EM1, 717 nucleotides. The record is from the annotation of a GenBank genome assembly. Lineage: Eukaryota; Euglenozoa; Kinetoplastea; Trypanosomatida; Trypanosomatidae.
AUGCUACGGGAGAAUUUGCCAGAACCUUCCAAAGCGUUCCUUUCACAAGGGGCUCUUCCUGCUAGCAGCUAUCGACGACAGCGUCUUCUAGAAGUAAAGCACGAGUUAGACCUCCCGCAUGAAUGGAUGCCAUCUGCGUCGCGAGCUCUCCAAAAAGCUUGUCAUGGGCUUAUUCAGGACAGCAUUUUUGAGGAAACCGACUAUUUUUUGUGCGCUCUUUUGCAUCCCACUUUUAUCCCGCAGCGCCACCCACGCGCGGCGGAGCUCCGGCGUCUUGUGGCGAUGCCCUCAGAGCUCUCAUUUUGCGGUAUGAGCAGUCUGCAGCUCCUCCGGCAGGCGCUGGAGCUCCACCAACGAAGCAUGACUAGCACGCUUUCUGAUCUUGGCCUAAGCGGUGGGGAUGACAUCCCUGCUAAUGGGCCAAUGAAGCCGCCCUCCGUCUCCUUUCUCGCGACCCCUCCACGCUACUUAACGGUGGAUAAGUUGGAGGUAUCAGACCUGGAGAGGGUGCCCCUUGCCGCCGAGUUGGAGUCCUUUUUGUUGUUCGACCCCAAGGUGUUCUCCACGCCGCAACUACAGAAACGCGAUUUUGGUACUCCGCAGGAAGUUCUCUUGGCGACGACGACGGCGCUUUGCGGUGCGAUUGAGUUAACGCAGGGAACAUUGGCUGUUGCAUCGUUUCUAGAACGAAUGUUGAAGCGCAAAGAAGAGGGAUAA